AUGCCGGCGCCGGCGGCCGAGCCGCCGCGGGGGCCCGCGUGCGCGCCGCUGUCCCGGGCCGAGGCGCUGCUGGCGGCCGCCGCGCUGCUGGCGCUGCUGUCGGGCGCCCUGGCGCUGCUGGCGGUGUACCGCGUGGCCGCCCUGCAGGGGGACCUGCGGGGCCUGCGGGCCGACCUGCGGCAGCGCCGGGCUGGGUCUCCCCGGACGGCCCCCGACGCCGGCCCCUAACCCGCGCCGUCUCUGUUCCAGGCGAUCGUGGCCCUGGCGGCGGCGGCGGGACGGAGCAACGGCAGCCGGAGCGCCCGGCCCAGGCGCGCCCUGGAGGGCGCGGAGGAGGCCGUCUCCCAAGACUGCCUGCAGCUGAUCGCAGACAGUGACACGCCCACUAUCCGCAAAGGCUCUUACACGUUUGUUCCGUGGCUACUCAGCUUUAAAAGAGGCAGAGCCCUAGAAGAAAGAGAGAAUAAAAUUGUAGUGAGGGAAACUGGUUACUUCUUUAUUUAUGGUCAGGUUUUGUACACCGAUAACACCUUUGCCAUGGGACACCUAAUACAGAGGAAGAAAGUCCAUGUCUUUGGAGAUGAGUUGAGCCUGGUGACUUUGUUCCGAUGCAUUCAGAAUAUGCCUGAAACACUACCCAAUAAUUCCUGCUAUUCAGCUGGCAUUGCCAAGCUGGAAGAGGGAGAUGAGCUCCAACUCGCGAUACCCCGGGAAAAUGCACAGAUAUCACUGGACGGGGACGGCACCUUCUUUGGAGCUCUGAAACUGAUGUGACCUCUUUACUCUGUGUCCCUGGCUCCUUCCUCGCUGUCUCUGCACCUUGCCUCGAAAUACCAGAAGGGGAAAGUGUAGCAACCAUGCCUGCCCAGCCCGCUAUUUGUUUGGGUUUGCUAAAACUGAUCCAAAACAGGAAAUUUCACAGACGAACUCAGCCAAAGAGUGUCAUGUGAAUUACGAGAAACAGUGCUGGUGUUCCGAAAGGCAGAAUCAGGAAGACGUUUCUCGGUGGAUCUGCACACAGCUCGGUGGAUCUGCACACAACUCUGCAAUCCUAGCUGGUUUGUUUUUUGUUUGUUUUUUUUUUUUAAGCAAGAAAACCAUUCAAAGCCAUCAGGAUGUCUUCAACAGUAGAGAUCAAGACAUGGAAACAUAGCGCUUGUGAAUGAAUUAUUGCUACUUUUCAAUGAGAACUUCAUGAACAGAAAUUGUAAUAAUCCUACAUUCGCCGUUUCUGAACACAUGCCCAAGUGUAUGUGACCGUAAGAUUCAUCUCAUUUCGUGGCAAGGAAUCUCCCUCUUUUUCUCUCCAUAUUGUGGAAAGAUACUAUUCAAUAUUAAAUCAGCACACUGAAAAUAGGAUCCACAUAAUAUUUAAUUAUUUUUCAGUUUAGCUCAUCUUGCGAAUUUUAUAUCUAAAUUUAUCUGCUAUCCAGGCAUUUUUGUGGGAUGGGAGAAUGUCUUCAGUUGUAUAUACAGAUAGGUAUUUUUAUAGUCCAUUGCAGUUACUUCAGAAACUUUCAAUGGAGGACAAAAUUGAAAAGUAGCUAUAAUAGCACAGGAAAAUUAAACUGUGUAGAAGUUAGUGAGUAUAUUUAGGAUAAUAUAAUUUCCCUCUAUUUCCAGUUCUUCUGUUUCAGACUACUGCCAGCUUUAAAAAAAAAAAAACUUUCCACAUUAUUUGCUUUACAAAUCUGAGUGCUCACCAAAGCUCUCAGCAUCCUGUGGUAAGGAAAAGGUUCUUCCU
Molecule: messenger RNA, 1744 nt
Organism: Perognathus longimembris pacificus (Pacific pocket mouse)
Lineage: Eukaryota; Metazoa; Chordata; Mammalia; Rodentia; Heteromyidae
Gene: Tnfsf13b
Product: TNF superfamily member 13b
Exons: 6
Biological process (GO): immune response
Cellular component (GO): membrane
Molecular function (GO): receptor ligand activity; tumor necrosis factor receptor binding
Source: RefSeq, a predicted model, not a curated record